Quercus robur (English oak) is the source of this 1724-nucleotide messenger RNA. Its product is annotated as probable magnesium transporter NIPA4. The record is from RefSeq and is a predicted model, not a curated record. Gene Ontology annotation, biological process: magnesium ion transport. Gene Ontology annotation, molecular function: magnesium ion transmembrane transporter activity. Bases 364 to 1419 code for a protein of 351 amino acids. The transcript is spliced from 9 exons. Gene Ontology annotation, cellular component: membrane. Lineage: Eukaryota; Viridiplantae; Streptophyta; Magnoliopsida; Fagales; Fagaceae.
AAAAACAGAAACAAAAAACUCACUCACACAGGUCACAGCUGUACCUUCCUCAAGCGCCGACAAUUUACAAAGCGUUACAAAAAUCAAAUGCUUUUCCCUAAUUUAUCGAUCUAAUACAAAAUCUAAAAAUUUAAAACUCAAAAAAAAAAUAAAAUAAAAAAAUCUCUGAGAUCCAAAUCGAAGUCGUUCUUCCUGACUCACUCCGAGUCAUUUUCAUCGAGAAGAAGAGGAUUUGGAUACCGUUUUCGAUGCGCCUUCCGGUGAGGGUAUGAUAGAGUCACCGGUGGAAGCUAGGGUUUUGAAUUUGGAUUUGGAUUCGGAUUCGGAUUCGGGUUGUUGUUCUGAGCUGGUGUGGCGUCGGCGAUGGCCGUGCGGAGUCCGGCGGAGAUGACAUCGACGAGCUGGCGUGAGGAAAUGUCGUCUGACAACGUCAAAGGUCUGGUUCUCGCUCUAUCGUCCAGCUUCUUCAUCGGCGCGAGCUUCAUCGUGAAGAAGAAGGGAUUGAAGAAGGCUGGUGCUUCUGGAAUCAGAGCAGGUGUUGGAGGCUAUUCUUACUUAUAUGAGCCACUUUGGUGGGUGGGCAUGAUAACGAUGAUAGUUGGGGAAAUUGCUAAUUUUGCGGCUUAUGCGUUUGCGCCAGCUUUACUGGUCACUCCUCUUGGGGCUCUCAGCAUUAUUAUCAGUGCUGCACUUGCGCACAUUAUUUUACGGGAGAGGUUACAUAUUUUUGGAAUUCUUGGUUGUGUUCUGUGUGUUGUGGGUUCUACAACAAUUGUUCUACAUGCUCCUCAAGAACGUGAAAUACAUUCUGUAACAGAAGUCUGGGAACUUGCUAUGGACCCAGCUUUUCUCAUGUAUGCAGCUUUGGUUAUAACAGCUGCAUUGAUACUUAUAUUCUACUUUAUCCCACAAUAUGGCCAGACACACAUAAUGGUUUACAUUGGAGUUUGUUCUCUUGUAGGUUCUUUAUCGGUCAUGAGUGUCAAAGCAAUUGGAAUUGCAUUGAAGUUGACAUUGUCGGGAAUGAAUCAACUAAUUUAUCCUGAAACUUGGGUAUUCACUGUAGUGGUAAUUGCUUGUGUGCUCACCCAAAUGAAUUAUUUGAACAAGGCACUUGAUACCUUCAACACGGCUGUUGUAUCUCCCAUAUACUAUGUUAUGUUCACAUCACUAACUAUUGUGGCCAGUGUGAUCAUGUUUAAGGACUGGGAUAGGCAGAGUCCAACCCAGGUAAUCACAGAAAUAUGUGGCUUUGUGACUAUCCUCUCAGGAACUUUUCUGCUUCACAAAACAAAGGAUAUGUCUGAUGGUUUGUCAUCGUCUAUGUCCCUGAGACUUUCCAAGCACUCAGAAGAGGAUGGCCUUAAUGGUGAAGGCAUCCCUCUUAGGCGGCAGGAAUCCUUAAGGUCGUCAGUAUGAUUAUGCUUUGCUGCCAGUCCUAAAAACUGUGCGCACUUUAUCCUGGGAGGGAUCUUCCUGAUGCAACUUGUGCUUUAUGAAGUUAUCCCAACUUCCCGAUCAUAUUCUUUUUGGACACAGAGAGGGAAGGGUCAUUUAAUUUUCUUUUCUUUUCUUUUUCUUUUUUCUCUUUGCCAUUCUAGUGGCCAUGCUUUCGGCUGUUUCAUUGUAUCCUCUUUCUCACCACUUCAUACGAAAGUCAUUGACCAACAUAAUUUUGUGCACAUUUGUUAUAUAUAUAGUGUAUUCUAGUCUUACAUUUCCAA